ACCACUUUGAAUUCCCCACCCCUUUCAAAAUCUUCAUGAGCACAAAUUGGCUCGGAAGUCAUAGCAUCUCCGGUGGCGGUUCAGCAAACUUUCCGGCAAAAAGGUGGCCAUUAUACCUCUCCAAGUGGAGGAGGAAUAGGAUGGUAUAAGUGCAAGGAUAUUUGAGAAUGUGCUAAGAGCAUCAGUACGAGCACAUCAAUCAGACACUUUCUUUUCCGUCCCCAAACCAUAUAUAAUGUCGUCGAGGGCUUCCAUGGAACACUCACAAGUGAUAGAAGAAGAAGAAGGACCUCUUACUUCUUGUCUCUUAGCUCAUCAACUUAAGAAGCAGAGAGAGAAGAUGGUGAAGUUCUCUAAGCAAUUCGAGGCGCAACUAGUCCCCGAAUGGAAAGAUGCAUUUGUAGAUUACUGGCAACUCAAGAAGGAUCUCAAAAAAAUCCAUCUCCUUAAUAUUAACAACAACACACCUACUCAUCAUAGCUCUUUAUCUAACACUCUCUUCACAUCUAUAAAGAAGUUCUCUCUAUUUGGCCAUCAACACAGAGAACAUGAACUCAUACAUGUUCACAAGAAGCUUGCCUCAUCAGCAAGCAAGGGGGACUUUUACGAGACAGAAUUGUUCGAGCAACUUGCUGAUACUGAUGCUGCGAAAGAGUUUUUCGCAUGCUUGGACCUUCAACUCAACAAGGUGAAUCAGUUCUACCAGAAAAAGGAGAAAGAGUUCAUGGAGAGAGGGGAGUCCUUGAGGAAGCAGAUGGAUAUACUCAUUGAACUCAAAACUGCUUUCAAGCAACAGCGCGCCAAAGGUGGUGCAUCUGCUCAGGACUCGAAGGAGGAAGCCUCUAUCCCCUGCACCUUCUCAUCUGAAGAGGACUCUGUGAAGGACAAAACAGAACUUGAACUGCUGCAAGAAACAGAUGAAUUGGAGAAAAAUGAUGAAGUAGCCUACACAGAAGUCCCAUCAUCAGGCGAAUUAGUGAAACCAGUGAGAAUGAAAAGUGAGGAUAUUGGGAAGCAACUGAGGAGUGUAUCAAGCCGUUCUUUCAACUGCCAAGGGAAGAACUUAAAGAUUAACAUUCCUCUGACUACACCGUCGCGUACCUUCUCGGCAAUCAGUUAUUUAGUUUGGGAGGAUCUUGUUAAUCAGUCCUCAAAGAAAUGCACUUCAGAAGGCAUGAGUAAGCUGCACGUCAACAAAACUAAGUUGCAUCAUGCAGAUAAGAUGAUCAGAGGAGCUUUUGUUGAGCUGUACAAAGGUUUGGGAUAUCUCAAAACUUACAGGAACUUGAACAUGCUUGCUUUUAUAAAGAUUUUAAAGAAGUUUGACAAGGCGACUGGAAAACAAGUUCUUCCAAUCUAUCUAAAGGUUGUAGAGAGUUCCUAUUUCAACAGCUCAGAUAAGGUAAUGAAUCUAGCAGAUGAAGUUGAGGAGCUGUUUAUCAAACACUUUGCUGAAGAAGACCGAAGAAAGGCCAUGAAAUACCUUAAACCACAUCAUCGCAAAGAAUCACACUCUGUAACAUUCUUUAUUGGUCUGUUUACGGGGUGUUUUAUUGCACUCUUUGCUGGAUAUGUCAUUAUGGCUCAUAUUACUGGGUUGUACAGAAGGCAACCAAAUUCGAUAUACAUGGAAACUGCCUACCCUAUACUCAGCAUGUUCAGCCUACUGUUUCUACACUUCUUCCUGUAUGGCUGUAACAUUUUUGCGUGGAGAAAGGCUCGUAUAAAUUACAGCUUCAUCUUUGAACUAUCCCCAACAAUUGAGCUGAAGUACAGAGAUGUUUUCUUGAUAUGUACCACAUCAAUGAGUGUCGUGGUUGGGGUCAUGUUUCUUCAUUUGUUCUUGCUAACAAAAGGAUAUUCAUACACCCAAGUUCAAGCAAUCCCCGGUCUUCUACUGCUGAUGUUUCUACUACUACUUGUGUGCCCCUUCAACAUCAUCUACAAAUCAAGCCGUUGUCGUCUUCUUCGUGUGAUAAGAAAUAUCAUUUUGUCACCUCUAUACAAGGUUGUCAUGCUAGACUUCUUCAUGGCAGACCAACUUUGUAGUCAGGUUCCGAUGCUUAGAAACCUCGAGUAUGUGGCAUGCUACUACAUAACUGGAAGCUACAAAACUCAGGACUAUGGCUAUUGCAUGAGGGCCACGCAUUACCGUGAUCUUGCUUAUGCUGUGUCCUUCCUGCCCUAUUACUGGAGAGCUAUGCAGUGUGCUAGGAGGUGGUUUGAUGAGGGAGAGACGAGCCACCUCCUCAAUCUCGGCAAAUAUGUGUCUGCAAUGCUAGCGGCAGGAGCUAAAGUGGCUUAUGAGAAGGAAAAGGGUGAUGGAUGGCUCUGUCUGGUUGUGAUCAUGUCAACUUUUGCGACAGUGUACCAAUUGUAUUGGGACUUUGUAAAGGAUUGGGGUUUGCUUCAAAUGAAUUCCAAGAAUCCUUUGCUUAGGAAUGAAUUAAUGCUUCGCCGAAAGAUCAUUUACUACUUCUCAAUGGGAUUAAACCUUGUUCUCAGGCUAGCUUGGUUGCAAACUGUUCUGCAUUCAAGUUUUGGACAUGUGGACUACAGAGUAACAGGGCUAUUUUUAGCAGCCCUUGAAGUCAUUAGAAGAGGUUUAUGGAAUUUUUACAGGUUGGAGAAUGAGCAUCUAAAUAAUGCAGGGAAGUUUAGAGCAGUUAAAACAGUACCACUUCCUUUCCAUGAAGUGGAUGAAGAAGACUGAUGCCCCAUUGGCAACAGUUGCACAUAGAAUUGGAUUCAGUUUCUAGGGUGAUGGAAUGGUGUACUUAAUUUUCAGAACAAAAUGUUCCCAAAGAGGAACCUAAGUUUGUAGAGCUCAUUCAAUUUGAUGCAACAAGACAUCAUCAACGU
Messenger RNA from Fragaria vesca subsp. vesca, 2862 nucleotides. Its product is annotated as phosphate transporter PHO1 homolog 1-like. Gene Ontology annotation, cellular component: cytoplasm; trans-Golgi network; plasma membrane. Gene Ontology annotation, molecular function: inositol hexakisphosphate binding. The transcript is spliced from 14 exons. Lineage: Eukaryota; Viridiplantae; Streptophyta; Magnoliopsida; Rosales; Rosaceae. The record is from RefSeq and is a predicted model, not a curated record. The coding region runs from base 236 to 2713 and encodes 825 amino acids. Gene Ontology annotation, biological process: phosphate ion transport; cellular response to phosphate starvation.